GGACGCGGGGACGCGGCUUUGUGCAGGCGGGUCGCGGGGCGCCCAUGGCGGAGUGCGGCCGGGGGGGCGCCGCCGGCGGGGCUCUGCCCACCUCCCCGGGCCCGGCCCUCGGCGCCAAGGGCGCCCUGAAAGCCGGAGUGGGGGAAGGCAGUGGCGGGGGAGGUCGCCUCGGCCACGGGCGAGCGCGCUAUGACAGCGGCGGGGUUUCCAACGGAGACUGCAGCCUCGGCGUGUCCGGGGACGAAGCCCGGGCCAGCCCCGCCAGGGGACCCCGCGGCGUUGCGCUCGCCCCGACCCCCAGCCCGGCCGUCUGUCCCCUCCCCCGGGAGAGCAAGCCGGGCGGCCUGCCCCGCCGGAGCAGCAUCAUCAAGGAUGGUACAAAACAGAAACGGGAACGAAAAAAGACAGUCUCAUUCAGCAGCAUGCCGACAGAGAAGAAGAUCAGCAGUGCAAGUGAUUGUAUUAAUUCAAUGGUUGAGGGUUCAGAACUCAAAAAGGUUCGCUCCAACUCUAGAAUUUAUCAUAGGUACUUUUUACUGGAUGCCGACAUGCAGAGCCUCAGGUGGGAGCCGUCAAAGAAGGAUUCUGAGAAAGCUAAGAUCGACAUUAAAUCCAUCAAGGAAGUCAGAACAGGAAAAAACACAGACAUAUUCCGCAGCAAUGGCAUUUCUGACCAGAUAUCUGAAGAUUGUGCAUUUUCUAUCAUAUAUGGAGAGAAUUAUGAGUCACUGGAUUUGGUUGCCAACUCCGCAGAUGUUGCAAACAUCUGGGUUACGGGACUGCGGUACCUAAUUUCUUAUGGAAAACAUACACUUGAUAUGCUAGAAAGUAGCCAAGAUAACAUGAGGACUUCUUGGGUUUCACAAAUGUUUAGUGAAAUCGAUGUAGAUAACCUUGGACAUAUAACUCUGUGUAAUGCUGUGCAAUGUAUCAGAAACCUCAAUCCUGGUUUAAAAACGAGCAAAAUUGAGCUUAAGUUCAAAGAAUUGCAUAAAUCAAAGGACAAAGCUGGUACUGAGGUCACAAAGGAAGAAUUUAUUGAGGUUUUUCAUGAGCUUUGUACUAGACCUGAAAUUUAUUUCCUUUUAGUUCAGUUUUCAAGCAAUAAAGAAUUCCUUGAUACCAAGGACCUUAUGAUGUUUCUUGAGGCAGAACAGGGUGUGGCACACAUAAAUGAGGAAAUAAGCCUUGAAAUUAUUCACAAAUAUGAGCCAUCCAAAGAGGGUCAGGAAAAGGGCUGGCUCUCCAUAGACGGGUUUACUAAUUACCUUAUGUCACCUGACUGUUAUAUAUUUGAUCCAGAACAUAAGAAGGUCUGUCAGGAUAUGAAGCAACCUCUGUCUCAUUACUUUAUAAACUCCUCUCAUAAUACAUACUUAAUAGAGGAUCAGUUCCGAGGUCCCUCAGAUAUUACAGGAUAUAUUCGAGCUCUUAAAAUGGGUUGUCGGAGUGUUGAAUUAGAUGUAUGGGACGGGCCAGACAAUGAACCUGUAAUUUACACGGGCCACACCAUGACUUCUCAGAUAGUCUUCCGCAGUGUCAUUGAUAUUAUUAAUAAGUAUGCAUUCUUUGCUUCAGAGUAUCCUCUUAUAUUGUGUUUAGAAAACCACUGUUCCAUUAAACAGCAGAAGGUAAUGGUUCAGCACAUGAAGAAACUCUUAGGAGACAAGCUCUAUACAACGUUACCCAAUGUUGAGGAAUCUUAUCUACCAUCCCCAGAUGUCCUGAAAGGGAAAAUACUAAUUAAAGCAAAGAAGCUGUCCUCAAACUGCUCUGGGGUAGAAGGAGAUGUUACUGAUGAAGAUGAAGGAGCAGAAAUGUCUCAGAGGAUGGGAAAAGAGAACAUGGAGCAACCCAACAAUGUGCCUGUGAAGCGAUUUCAGCUUUGUAAAGAACUCUCUGAACUGGUCAGCAUCUGCAAAUCAGUUCAGUUCAAAGAAUUUCAGGUGUCCUUUCAGGUUCAGAAGUACUGGGAAGUCUGUUCCUUUAAUGAAGUGCUUGCCAGCAAGUAUGCCAAUGAAAAUCCAGGAGACUUUGUAAAUUACAACAAACGUUUUCUAGCUAGGGUUUUUCCCAGUCCAAUGAGAAUUGACUCCAGUAACAUGAACCCUCAAGAUUUUUGGAAAUGUGGUUGCCAAAUUGUAGCCAUGAACUUUCAGACACCAGGACUGAUGAUGGACCUGAAUAUCGGCUGGUUUAGGCAGAACGGAAACUGUGGCUAUGUCCUCCGGCCGGCCAUCAUGAGGGAGGAGGUCUCCUUCUUCAGCGCCAAUACAAAAGACUCUGUCCCAGGGGUCUCACCUCAGCUUCUUCACAUUAAAAUCAUCAGUGGGCAGAACUUCCCCAAGCCCAAAGGAUCAGGUGCCAAAGGCGAUGUGGUAGAUCCUUAUGUCUAUGUUGAAAUCCAUGGAAUCCCUGCUGAUUGUGCAGAACAAAGGACAAAAACAGUGCACCAGAAUGGAGAUGCUCCCAUUUUUGAUGAAAGCUUUGAAUUUCAAAUUAACCUGCCUGAACUGGCCAUGGUGCGCUUUGUAGUGCUGGACGAUGACUACAUCGGGGAUGAAUUCAUAGGCCAGUACACAAUUCCCUUUGAAUGUUUACAGACGGGCUACCGCCACGUCCCCCUGCAGUCCUUGACCGGAGAGGUCCUUGCACAUGCUUCUUUAUUUGUCCAUGUGGCUAUUACUAACAGAAGAGGAGGAGGGAAGCCUCAUAAAAGGGGCCUUUCUGUGAGAAAAGGGAAGAAAUCCAGGGAAUAUGCAUCUUUGAGAACAUUGUGGAUUAAAACUGUAGAUGAGGUGUUCAAGAAUGCCCAGCCCCCUAUACGGGAUGCCACAGAUCUCAGAGAAAACAUGCAGAAUGCGGUGGUGUCAUUCAAGGAGCUGUGUGGCCUCUCCUCUGUGGCCAAUCUCAUGCAGUGCAUGUUAGCUGUGUCUCCCCGCUUUCUGGGGCCCGAUAACACACCACUGGUAGUCCUGAAUCUCAGUGAGCAGUACCCCACAAUGGAGCUGCAGGGAAUCGUGCCGGAGGUUCUGAAGAAGAUCGUAACAACUUAUGACAUGAACACCCUCCUUCCACCACUUUACAGUGACUCACAAGCUGCAACUCUUCCAAUACCCACUGCCACCAGCAACCUUCAGGUCUUUUUCAAGGUUAAUGGCCACGUUUAUUGUAAUAUUCUUUCAUUCUUUAACCACUUAACGUAUGCAGAACAAUGAAAUGUCUUUUUAUGUGUCACUGCCAAAGUUUUGAGUGUUGUGUCCCAAUCCACUUUCCUUAUAAGCCCUGUGGUUUUUAUUGCACAAUUUUGUAUAGUGAGGUGAGUUUCAGGAUUGCAGAGCUGUCAUACUGCAAUUACAGCAGGUCCUUGAAUAAUGUCAUGUUGUUCUGCAUCAUUUCAUUAUGUCAUUCAAGAAGGAAAAAAAGUCGAUUCCCAGCUGGGGCCACUUGUAUGGAGUUUGCAUGUUCUCCCAUAUCUGUGUGGGUUUUCUCCAGGUACUGUGGUUUCCGCCCACUUACCAAAGAUGAAUGCCAGGUGAACUGGACAAUCCAGGGUCUCAGUGUGAGUGAGUAUGGUUGUGUGUGUGAGUAUACCCUGCAAUGAGAUGGCAUCCUGUCCAGGGUGCGUUCCUCUUGCACCCUGAGCUGCUAGGGUAGGCUCUGGCCACCUUAGAUCCUGACUGGAAUAAGUGGGCUGGGAAAUGAAUGAACGAAUAUAAGUUACUGGAAAAUAAAAAUUUGUCAAGUAUUUGAAAAUCAUCCAAAUGCACGAUGGUAUUUGUUAACUGUUUUUGAGCUGUGUGAUAGUAGGAGGUUCCUCCGAAAACUUUCAUUUUGCAAACAUUUGUUCCUUGAUUUAAUACACCACCACUAUGACUACUAUCACUUAGGGAUUCACCACAAAUUGAGUAAAUAAUGAUCUUCCUUGUUUUCAUUAAUCUUUCUUAAAUGUAUGUAUAGUUCACAUUUAUUUCAUCAUUUAAAAUUAGAAGUGUUUUCAUCUUUAUUGAGAAGUUUGAUGAUGUUUUUGUGACCAGAAAUAUGCUGUGGAAAUGUAAUUCUUGUUUCUAUCAGUUAGCCUCUGGUAAAAUUGCUUUUGUUGUACCUUGUUCACUUAAAGUCCCAGUUUCCAGGAACCUAUCCAUGUUAAGAAAAGACUUAAUGUAUAUUCUCCAAAAUUACUCAAGAUCACCAAAUGAGCAGACUCACAGCUUCCAGUACUGUGGACUCACCCUCCUCCCAGCACCUCUCUCUGCACACAUCUGUAAAUGUUUAGUAUCCUUGUUUUUUCCUGCCCUCUGACCACUCUUGCACCUGUCAUACUAGUUAUUAUUCUCUCUACUUAUUCCAGUGAUUCUGGGGCAUCUUGCAGUGUUCAUUCAUCUUUAAAAUUCCUCCCUCAGAGAUACAGACAUUUUUUCAUCUCAGCUACUAACUCUGUGCAGAAAAUUUUCAAUUAUCCAGUGCCAGAACCAAGUGUCACAUAAUUUCUGGUUGCUACUGGAGAUUCUUAGGCUUCCCUACUGUAACCACCAGCUCAGUACAACUAAGGUGGAAGUUCACAUCCUAAAUGCAUUAACAUACUUAACGGAAUUAUAAAGCACUGUACAACUGUACAGUGUGUAACAUGUUUAGUUGUAAGCUCUAAAGCACCCUGUAACUGUAUGGUGUGUUACAAUUUUUCUAAUCCUGACCAGUUUUCCUCUCUUAUCUUGGCUCUUCCUUCUGUGUCCACAGCACAUCAACCACCUUGGAGUCUUCCUCUACACCAUCUCUUCAUGUCAUCCUUUCUUUCCCAGCCCCUCUGCAGCCAUUCAAGUCCCUCAUAUAGCAGCGGCCCCCACCUGCUUCCUGUUUCCACUUUUGUGCCCCCAUCUCCCAUUUCUUCUUCACACUGAUCCUUGUUCAUGGUUCUGAGAUUUUAUUUUGAUCACAACACCUCUGCUUAACAUUGUCAAGAGUUUGUGAUGAAAUUCAGACUCCACAGUGUAGAAGUGAGGAUCUUAGCCAAUCUGGCCCUUGCUCCUUUUCAAUUCAUGUUUCCUCACAUUCUCUAACACGAGUUGAUAUGCCUAGACAGCUUAACAAUAUUUUAUAUGAUUUCAAGUCCUGCCCUUCCGCAUCAUGCCUGCAGUGGGGUCAUAUGUGUGGCAGCGCCCAAAUAUACUCCUCUGUAUGUUUGUUAACAGUUGAAUAGUACUUUUUAUCAAGCACAUCUCAGGUUCUUUCUAUAACUUUCUUUUAUAUAGGCUUUUAUUUUCCCUAUAAUUUGCAUAGUGAAAGAUGUAGUAGUGGAAGUGAAGUUUCAUGACACACCCAGGACAAGUUACUCUGGAAACGAUUUGUUAUUUAGAAAGUGUUUUCAUAGUGACCUUGCUGGAAAGGAACGGGACCACAGCUCUUUAAGAUAUGGUGGAUCUCGACACUUGGAUCGUCACCAGCUCUCUGCCCUCCCCACAGUGGACCGCAGCUGCAGUUCUCCCUCCAUGUGAGAUGGAAAAGGGAGCUGGGUUUCAUUGUAGCACGCAGCUGGGCAAAGACCCCUACAGCAAUAAUCCUUUAGCAUUUCAAUUUAAAUAUGUGACUUCUGUAUUAUGUUUAGGUAUUUAAAACUGUGUUUUAUUUUCCAACAAUAACUUUAUAAACGGUGCCUCUUCUAUUAGUUCAACUCUGUGAGAUUUUUCUGUACUUGGAAGCUUUAGUAAAGGAAAAACUUAACCUCUAGGUUUCAGUUAAGAAGUCUCAAAUCCUGAUGUUUUAGGACCAAACUAAAGUUCUUCACCCAUACAGUAAUAAUUAUUUUAAAAUGUUAAAAAGAGAAAUUACAUUGUAACUCAGAGAGGUAUUUCUUUCAAGACAGCAGAAAAAAGCACCAAAGCUUACAAACUCCUGAGGGCAUCUUGAUCUUACUUUCUGCCCCAUUGAAGGCAUUAGUGAACUGACCAGCCUCGCAGGGGCCACACAGCACAACAAGGCUGAUCAUCCACCAGGAACAUUGAGCUUUAAGAGGCUGUUUUAAUCCAUUUUGUGCUGCUAUAACAGAAUACCACAGCCUGAGGAAUUUAUAAAAACUCAAACUGAUUUUCUUAGAGUUGUGAAGGCUGAGAAGUCCAAAAUCAAGGCUCAGUAUCUUGCGUGGGUCUUCUGACUGGGUCCUCACGUGGCGGGAUACAGAAGGAUACUAGCUAAACACUGUGUGAAACCUCUUCUAUAAGGACCUUAAUCCCAUUGACUAGGAGGAGUCCUCUUGGCUUCAUCACCUUUUAAAGACCCUGCCUGUUACUACAAUCACAUAGGCAAUACUUCAAUUUUGAAGGCGACACAUUUAAACCAUAGCAGAGGCUGCCAAUCAACUAAUUCUGACUAGAUGGGGAAAAAUUACUUUGGAUUGAAUUAAUUCCUGUCUUCUGAAAACCUUAUCCAUGAUCACAUUUGCUAUUUUGUAUUCAUUCCUGGAGUCCAGAGAAACAAGUCCUGCUUUGGUCCAGUCCUCCCAAGGUCAUCCUGAGCCUGGUGGUGCCUGAAGCUACAUCUGCCUCCUGGGCAUUCACUGGUCCACUGAGGCCUAUCAUGGAUCUCCAAGAGGGUCAUGGCAGUAUGGGGUCAUUCACAGGAGUAUACGUUGUCAUUUUUGUAAGUCCAUUGGCGUGUUUGAGAAUGAUAAUCUUUAAAUUUUUUGAGUUUGGAAAGAUACUUCCCUGUUAUGUGUCAAAUAAUUAUGAAGCUUUUUUUUACGAUCUAGGCUUUUACUUUUUUUUUUUGAG
Sapajus apella (tufted capuchin) is the source of this 6764-nucleotide messenger RNA. It is a transcript of the gene PLCL2, whose product is annotated as phospholipase C like 2. The record is from RefSeq and is a predicted model, not a curated record. Gene Ontology annotation, molecular function: phosphatidylinositol-4,5-bisphosphate phospholipase C activity; inositol 1,4,5 trisphosphate binding; GABA receptor binding. Bases 45 to 3218 code for a protein of 1057 amino acids. Gene Ontology annotation, biological process: regulation of synaptic transmission, GABAergic; intracellular signal transduction; lipid metabolic process. The transcript has 4 exons. Lineage: Eukaryota; Metazoa; Chordata; Mammalia; Primates; Cebidae.